This is a messenger RNA of Xyrichtys novacula (pearly razorfish), 18520 nucleotides long. NCBI's taxonomy places the organism in Eukaryota, Metazoa, Chordata, Actinopteri, Labriformes, Labridae. The record is from the annotation of a GenBank genome assembly.
UGUCUGUGUUUGUUUGAUCAGAUUUCCACCUCUGACUUCAGUAACUUUCUCUUGUUUUAAAGUUUGAGAAGUCUCCUCUCUCCUCUCUCCUCUCUCCUCCCUUCAUUUUCUCUGACUUACAGAUUGUUGCUGUCGCUCCUGCAGUCACUGAGCGGAGAGUUUAUGUCUGUGAAGAGUGUGUGUGUGAGCCGUGCGCUCUCAUAUGCAUGCAUGUGUGUGUGUGAUAGAGGCCCUCUGUUAAACUAACACAGACCCAGGUGGUCUCUGGGCCCUCUUUUGUCUCUCCUCUCUGGCUCCUGCAGGCAUGCAUGCAGGGCCACCGCAGAAACAAAAAGACACUUUUUAAUGUGACUUCAGAGCUGUUUGUGUGGAGACACACACACACCCCCUCCUGCUGAAGAUACCCCGCAGCCACAAGCUUCAAGGAGAGAGAGAGAGGGAAACCUGAAUUGGCCUGGAUUUGGUUUGGUGAAUGGCAAACACAGUCAUCUCCAUGAGUGUGUGUUUGUGUUUCCAAACAAUCACAAAGAGUCGCACUGAUUUCUAAAUUUAGGGGGAAACAUGAUUGUUCUGUAAAAUACACACUUUCAUGUUUGGUUAUUUCAGUGUGUGUGCACGGGUGAAGGCCUGCUCCACAAACAGGCCUCUUUAGCUGAGUGUGUAUGUGCUUACCUGUGACUCUGCAGUCAGCCCCAAGUGGACACUCAGGGAACUGCAGCUGUUAGCACAUGGACGCAAGGUGAGGCGGAAACAUCAGAGUACGGAGGAAAACGCUGGAAAAACUGAGUGGACAUGGCGCCAAUAGUGUGUGUCCGUGUGUGUGUGUGUGUGUGUGUCUGUGUCUGUGUCUGUGUGUAUGUGCUUACCUGUGACUCUGCAGUCAGCCUCAAGUGGACACUCAGGGAACUGCAACUGUUAGCACAUGGACACAAGGUGAGGCGACAAAACGUCCGAGCGAGCGUGGAGGAAAAACUGAGUGGACAUGACGCCAAUAGUGUGUGUCUGUGUGUGUCAGGCCACACUGUCCUCUGAAAAUGUGUUGUCCUUUUUAAAAGUGACUCUUUGUGUGUGUGUUAGUGUGUGUGUGUUAGCGUGUUUGUGUGUGUGUGUGUGUGUGUGUGUGUGUAUGUGUGUGUGUCUGGUUGUUUUGCAGCGAGAAUCUUUUGGUCGCAGAGCAUCAACAUGUCCGACAGCUGGGAGACAGAUCUGCAUCUGUGUGUGUGUGUGUGUGUGUGUGUGUGUGUGUGUGUGUGUGUGUGUGUGUGUGUGUGUGUCAGGGUCGUCCGUUGGCAGGAAGCAGUAGGCAGCGAGUGAUGUGGUCAGACCCUCUGUCACCAAAAGGAGAAAGAGAGGGAGGGGAGGAGGUCCUGUCUCUCUCUCUCUCUCUCUCUCUCUCUCUCUCUCUCUCUCUCUCUCUCUCUCUCUCUUUCUCUCCUUCCUGUUGCUUGUUUUUUUUCCUGAUCAUCGUUCUUCAUUAGAGAAAGAAAAAAAACACAAUCAGGCGCAGACUCCUGCAGAUGACCGUCGAUGUGGCGAAGGAUGACAUCACGAGCACAGACUCAGUCGACGCCAAAAAAAAAGGACAAAAAAGUUCAAACGGGUUUUUUUCAGGAUUUUUUUCCUGAAAAUGCUGGACACAAAAAAAAAUCUAAUUUUUUUUUAAAUUGUUGAAACAUAUUUUCUGGUUUUUCUAAUGUUUUUGGGUUUCAUUAAUUUUUUUUUUGUUUCUUUUUGUUUUCAGAAUUUCCACCUUUAAUUAAAAAGUUUUGCAUUUAGUAAUUUUUUUUUUUUCGUCUGCAAAGAUUUUUAAAUGGCAUUAAUUUUAGGAUUCCAUGAAUGAUCUUGCAACCUAUUGAUUAAUAUUUUAAGUAUUUUUUUUUCUUUUUUUUUUUAGUUUUAUUUAAUAUUUUUGCAUCUAAACUCAUUUGCUGUUGGGGAAAAACUACGUUUUUUGUUAUGUUUUACUUUGUUUUUGUUUAUGUUUUAGUUGAUAUAUUUGGUUUUGUUUUUAAAAAAUUGUUUUCUAUGGUUUUUUUUUUAUUUUGCUUUGUUUCAUUUUUGUUUUGUUCUUUAUUUUUUUGUUUUCAUUUAAGUUUUUUUUUUUUUUGUUUCUUUGGUUUUGUUUUAUUUUUUUCGUCAUACUUUGUUUUUGUUUUUUGCCAUGUUUUACUUUGUUGUGUUUUGUUUCUUUUUUCAUUUUACUUUGUUAUUGAUUUCCUGUUUUUUUCUUUACUUUUGAAAAUUAUGCAAAGAAAAUAAAAACUGUGGCCCUCAAAGCAUGUCAUUGUUAGAUUUUGUUUUGUGAAAUAUUUGUUGUUUUAUUUAAUGUUUCUGCAUUUUGUUUAAUGCAAAAAAGAUUUGUUGUAGUCAAGAAAUGUUUGUGCAUUUGACCUUUAGGGUCACCGUACAUUCCAGCUACCUAAACCCUUAAAAAUAAAGAAAUCAGAGUAAUUUUGACAAGAAACUUCAUCUGUAAUGAGAAAAAUUAGGCAGAUAUUUAACAGUAAAUGUAUUUUAAGGAUCAUUUUAAAGUAGAGUCGGUCUGGAAUGAUUUCAGCUUUUUUUGUUGAACCCGAACUUUUUAAAAUCACGUUUCACUUUUGUUUUUCAACCUGUUUUCACUCACAGGAAAGAGAAGCGACUGAUUUCCCAAGAGUAAAAGUUUUUCCGAGUUCUCACGAAAAACUGUGUGAUGCAAACUGUGAGUGAAAGUGUCCAAACCUGACGAGGACGGAGUUACAAAAGCUGUAAAAAAAAAGAUAAAUUCAGUUUUCAUAUCAUUUAUUCUGCAUCUUUGCCGUUUUAUUUCGGAGUCAGCUUUUUGUUGCACUUUGCUUUAAUGAGUUUUGUGACUGGAGAGAAAAGUGAUGGAAAAAGUGGAGCGAGAGAGGUCAGCGUGGAAAAUCAUUUUUGUAAAUAGAGCGCCGAAAUCAAAGAGAAGGAGGAGAGAGGGGGAGGCGAGCGAGUGGGAGGUAAAUUAAGGGAGUCUGGGGGACAAUUAGACGGGAAUUUCCAGUGUUAGUGAGCGAGCGAGGGAGAGUAAGAGAGAGAGAGAGAGCUGUGAGUUAUUUAAUGCAGCAUCUAUUAAACUGAUUUCUGUUCACUCAGGUUCAGGUAUAGAAAAAUUAAAGAGGAGAAAUGGAGGAGGAGGAAGAGGAGAAACUUAUUUGGAUAGAUAGAUAGAUAAAUAGAUAGAUAGAUAGAUAGAUAGAUAGAUAGAUAGAUAGAUAGAUAGAUAGAUAGAUAGAUAGAUAGAUGUGUUAAAAAGGAGAAAUCUCGCUCAUGGAGGUGAGACUCAAAACAAACGCACAAGGCAAAAUAACAACAAAAAGAAAAACAAGAUUAAGACAUCGACAAAAGAGAGAGAGAGAGAGAGAGAGAGAGAGAGAGAAAGUCCAAGAGAGGAAGAGAAACAGAGAGAGAGGGUAAUGAGGGAGAGAGACACUGACAAUAAGAGGAGAGAGAGAGAGAGAGACGGUCUCUUAACUCCUUAGAUAAAGAAGUCAGGGCAGACCAGUCCUGCCCCCUACAGGCCGAGUGUAACUGUGUGCGUGUGCGUGUGUCUGUGUGUGUGUGUGUGUGUGUGUGUGUGUGUGUGUGUGUGGUAUUGAGUGUUUUCCUGAGGAAGAGGGGACAUCCUGUGACAGUGACUCAAUACCCCCCCUUCCCCCUCAACCCCCCCCCCCACACACACACACUAACACACACACACACUAACACACACACACACACACACACUAACACACACACAUGUUGUUUACCCGUUUGAAGCUGCCAACAGACAUUUCCUCCAUGCACACACACACACAUCUACACACAAACACACACAUUUGAUCACAAUCAUUGAAAAAACUUUUUAUGCUUCAGUGUGUGUGUGUGUGUGUGUGUGUGUGUGUGUGUGUGUUUGUGUGUGUGUCGCUGCCUCAGGUGAAAGCGUGUGAACAAAAGGGGCGUGGCCAGCAGGGGGGUAUGGAUUUUGGGAGGGGCGUGGUUAGAGGCGGCCCUCGAGCUCCAACUUAGUCCGCGAGCUUCUUCUUCACUCAGACAUUUGCAGACAGGAUACGGAGCAGGUCACACACACGAACACAGACACACACCGUGACACGCACAUUUACACGCACAGACAGACAGACAGACGGAGUGACACCGGUGUGGAGUACCACCACCAUCCGCGCGGGGAGGAACGGACGUGCACCUGUCCUGCACGCGCUCAGGCGGACUCCUCAGAGGCUCAUAGACGGAGGAUCUGACCGGACGUCCCUAUGUGUGGAUGGGACCAAAGUUACACGGUGAGUACGGAGACGACUUUACACACAACUCUGAGCUGUUUUUAAACCCAAGAAGAAGAAAACAACACCUGGAGGACUUUGGAGACGACAUUUACGCACAUUUACGCACAUUUUGACCUGUUUUUGUCGUUUUUGACCACCUUGGAGCGUCUGACUCUGGAGGAUUCUGACUGAAAAUAACUUUAAAAAAUCACUGGAGGAAGUUUUUGCCUCUAGAAUCCAAAUUAGAAUCCAAACACGAUUUUUAAAUCUUCUAUAAACGCAACAUUCAAACUUUAAUUUUCACAGAAAUUGUGAAAAAGUUUAGAAGUGUUUUAUUUUGAACUAACAUGAUUUAUUUUAACUUUGAAGAGUUGUUGCUGCAGCGUCUCUGGUGUCUCCUGGUGCGUUUUGGAUUGAUUUUGCGCAACCUUUUAAACUUAAGUCUUUUGGAAAAUUUCUCCUUUUUGUUAUUUCAGGAGUGAUUAAACCUCCUCAGUUAGACAUUUCAGAUUUAAAUGCAAACUGUAAGACUUAAAAAUGUAAUUUUGACUCAACAUAGAGAUUAAAAAAUGUUCCUUUUUGUGAGAAAUGUGUCUCCAAACUCUACCUGAUGUGACAGAUUGUCCUCUCCUCCUCUUCUUGCACCUUUUUUGUCACGCAACCACAAAGUUUCAUCUUGACUGGACUUUCAUAAAAACGCAUUUUCAUUCAAAUGUUGUCAGCCUCAGCUCUGCAGACUCAGCUUUUGUGAUUUCAGUUAGUCUAAAUAUGACAGAAGUGAAUUGUUUCUUGGUUUUUGGUUUCACUCUUAGUUUCAGCGCUGCAGCUGUUAUGCAAAAAGGAGUUCUUGCUAAGAGCUGAAAUUUUGGGAAACGUCUCCAGAAGUGAUUAGUUCUUUUAAAAAAGAUUAAUUUAGGAGGCAGAUAGAGGAGAAACUGGCCUUCAGCUUGUUUGGAAAGAUGAGAAAUGAUGUUUUUAUGCAGGUAGUUUUGCAGGUUUAUCAUCCGAAUGGAAGGUUUUGUAGAUUUUGCUGGAUUUUUCUGUAAGUUAAAUGAUUUGUUUUUGUUCAGAUUUGAAUGCGAGCUUUAGUUGAAGCAAAAAAGUUCAGGUUGUAUGAAUAUUUUAAUAAUUUGUGAAGCAUUUUCAAGAAAUUUAAGAGCAUGAAAAUCAUUUCUUUGACUUCUAAGAGCUCAAAAGUGGUAAAAUUGAGGAUCUUGGACUCCUGAAUUCAGCGUUUUUGGUUUCUGAAUGGGACAAAGUGUAAAAGUCACUUUUUAUUUCUGCAAAUGGCUCCAAAAAAGUGACUUUCAUUCGUGUUUAUCUGUGGAGGAGAGGCCGUCAGCUGUUUGGAGCUGGUUUGAUGGGAAUUAAUUUUCCUUCUUGCGGCUGCAGAAGAAGAAUCCACAGAGCUGAGUGUGCUCAUGAGGAUCUGCUGCGUGGGACGAGCAGCUUGUUUGUCCCUCUGUGGAUAUCUGCUGCUGCCUCUGUGUGUGUGUGUGUGUGAGAGAGUGUGUGUGUGUGUGGGGAAGUGUGUGUGUGUGUGACUUGGGUGGGAUCGCGUUUGAAGUUUUGUUUGUGCUGCUGCUGCUGUGGCCCCCCAAAUGGAAAAGUUUUGGCGCUCCCUUCCUCAUCUCAGCCCCCCCUUCAUUACCACACACACACACACCAACACUUACACACACUUAUACACACAGACAUAAAUCCAUGCACACACACACACACACAGGCUGGGAGUGGGGAUGAUUUGCCGGUUCCGCUGCAGUGCCACUCUGCUUCCAAUUUUAGCUUCAUUCAGACACAGACAGCGUUUCCUUCCUCCGUCUUCAACCCCAGGAAGAGACGCGGGCGGGGGGGGGGUCUGUGGGAUCAGAAUCGACGUGAAUCCGACUCAUUGUUAAAAUCGUUCUCACAGUAGACACCAACAACUGCCUGAUUUCGCUGUUUUUCUGGGCCAAGACAAAAAAAACAAGAAAAAAAACUGUCAAAGAAAUGUCAAAGUUUGUCUUAUUUUAGCUAAAACCUGCAGAAAAACCGACUCUGACCGACAUUUGUCCAUCUUUUUCCUCUUUUCUUAACAUAAUAAUUUAUAGAAAUUUGUCCAAGUGAGUUUUGCUGAGAAAAUGGAGGAAAAACCUGCAGAAAAACUCACUCAAACUUGAUAAAAACUGAAUUUUUGUCUGUAUUUAAAAUAUAUUUUUACGUCAGCUGUUUUAGAACAUGUAAAAAGUAAUAAAAAUGAGCACCGUGAGAACCAAAAAAAGGAAAUCUAAUAAAGGACUGAAUUUAUCUGAAGGUUUAAUCUGAUCAUCAUUAAGAGCUUUUAAAGUUCCUUUUUGUUGUUUGACGUUAACUUUGUGGUUUUUAAAGAAAAACAGAUCAUUGAGAAAUUAAAACAUCUGGAGAAAAUAAAUAUUUACAGAAAAACAAACAAACGCUGUAAAAAAACGAGUUUCACCAAAUAAAACUUUUUACAGCCGAAACUCAUUUUAGUGAUUUUUAAAUAAUCUGAAUAAGAAACGAUCAAAUAAUCGUUUUCAGUAAAUAGUUCAGGAGAGUGUUUCCCGUCUGUGUGUGUGUGUGCGUGUGUGUGCGUGUGCGCGCGUGCGUGUGUGUGUGUGUGACAGCAGUGUUAGUCAGACCCCCCCUUCUCCCUGAGUCAACCCACAUCAUAAUCACAUCUCUUCCUCUCACUCUUCAUCCCUUCAUCUCUCCGUCUGUUUGCCCCAAUCAUCCUUUUCUUUUUUCUUUAUCUCUUUUUCUCCCACACCUCUCUCUCUCUCUCUCUCUUUCCUUCUUUCUUUUGUGUAUUUUUUCUUUACUUCUUUAUCUUUUCUACCUUUUUUUCUUCUUUCCUCCACCCCAUCUCUCUCUCUCUCUCUCUCUGGUAUUUCUUUCUUUCCACUCUUUUAUUUUAUUUUAUUUCCUUCACUUUUUCUCUUUUAUUGUGAUUCCUUCCUUUCUUUCUGCACUUUUCUCUCCUCUACCUCCUCUUUAUUCUUUUUUUUCUUUCUUUCUUUUUUUUCUUGUUUCUUUUUUCCUCUAUCCCUCUGUCCUUUUUUUUUCUUUUUCUUUUCCUCCUUUUUGCUUCAUUUUUUCCGUCUUUCUUUCUGCCUUUCUUGUCUCUUUUUGUCCUUCUUUAUUUGUUUUUUUCACAUUACAAAUCAUUUUAUAUUCUUUUAAGUUCCAUUUUAAAAAGUUUUAAGAAAAAAUAAAUGAACACAAAAGUUAAGUUCCAUUUUAAAUUAAAAAAAAAAUAAAUCACAAAAAUUUUAAAUCUGUUUUUUUUUUUCUCUCCCCACCAGGCGACCUCUCAUAGCUCGGCCAUGUUGACCAGUGAGGGGGCGCACACCAUGGAGCAGGACGACACCAGACAAGAGGCGAAGAUGGCGUCCACCGCCACCACAGUAUCCGGCUCAGACGGCGGCGAGACGACGCAGGCGGACUCAGACGUGGACAUGGAGAUGGACGUGGAGGAGGCGGACAUGACCCGCUGGACGGAGGCGGAGUUUGAGGAGAAGUGCACCUACAUCGUCAAGGAUGCAGACAGUGACGCCAUGACGACGACGGCGAUGACCAGAGCUGAGGCGUCUCUGCCCAGAAACUUGGCGUUUAAACACCCGGCUGACGGCAAAGAGGUCAGACUCACACAGAUACACACACAUUAACUCACACACAGACACACACUGCAGCUGGCAGACGUACAAACUUUCUCUCCAGACACAGUUUUUCACACAGUGGGGCAGGGAAAGCCGUCUGUUAGCGUGAGUCAGGCGUGGGUCAUGUAAUGAAGAGGGGGUCGUGUCUCGCCAUAAAAAACUCCACGCACACACAUUACAGAGAGGAAUCUGUGUGAGUGUGUGACACGCCUGGAGCAAAAUGUACGCACUCACACUGUAACUUAAACUGAGCGGUUCAUAUCAUCAUGAAAACUGGAUCAUUAUCUAAAAAUAACAACUUUAAAUCAAGUCUGUGGGUGUGAAUAUUAAAUCUGGAUGAGUUUAUAAUAACUUUAGGUCAUAUUUAAGACUAUAAAACAUAAACAAGGUACUUAGAAAAGCAGUUAAACAACAGAAACCUAAACAUAAAAGACAAAACACGAUCAUAUUUAAGGUACAAUUGAUUUAAAACAAGAAGACAAAGAAAGGAAGACUAACACUGAGAAUUAAAGAUGAUAAACUGGUCAUCCAAGUUUAGAUCAUGCUGACGUAAAGACAUGAAAAUCAGAAACAAAAACACAUCACUUCUUUUGCUUUCUCACUCAACUAGCUGCAGUACCACUUUUUCCUGGCAGGGGGCACCGUGCAACACCUCAACACAUCAAACUUCGCCAUUUAGCCGAAUUUACCUGCUUUUUUUGUGAUUUAUCCGCAAAAUUUGAUCGCUCAGAUUCUCCUUUUAGCAAAUCUACGCUAACAUGUUCAACUUUUGUUCUCUAAGCUGAACUUUUACCGCAUUAAAGAGUUUUUUUUUAAAUUGCCAACUUUUGGAAGUUACAUGUGAUCCCAAGUUUGUGUUAUCAGGCUGAGAGACUUUUGCACAUCACAUUUCCUCAGUUAGUCUUUCCCAACACGCCAAACACUGAUCAUGUGAGACCUCAAACAAACCUGAAAGGACGAAGUUUGAGUUAUUGAUCGAACUGGAAGGUGAAGGAAUCAAAAAGUCAAAUCAUCAAAGGUUGAAACUGAGGUCAGAUAACAGAGAGGUGUUACACAAAACCAAAACAACGCUCUGGAAAUGUUUGAAAAAGUUGGUUUGCAGGAGCGAGGUCUAAUAAUAAUAUAUCAGUAUUAAAAAACGAGAGGAUUAUUUAUGAGACAUGCAGGUUAAUCUGCUGCAAAAGUGCAUGACUUUAAAAGGUCGUGACCGCCACUUUAGACACCUUUUGCAAGUCUGUAAACUCAAUGCAGCGUGAUCUUAAAGAUUUCUUCAUCAGGAGCUUAUCAACAGGAAGCCGAGGAGAGAGAAGAAAAGAGUCGACGACGAGCUGAUAAUAUUUAUCUAGAGAGAGGAAGAAGGGAAAGGCCGGGGUGCUGCGAUCAAAGCGGCAGAGUUUUGGCAUUGUAAAAGUCUGUUAAUAAGUCCGAGCGCUCUGCACACACACGCACAGACACACACUUCUGUUGGAAAAAGGGAAAACGGGGAUUUCCCAUGUCACCAGGGGUUUGAGAGACACGUCUGUUUGUGUUGCUUCUGCACGAGUCUGAUGCGAAGUCUAGUCGCCACAUAAUCUCCUCCUCCUCCUGCGUUUUCUCUCAGACAAUAAAAAGGAGAAAGAGAUCAUUUUUUUCCUCUCGAGUUUCUCAAUGUUUCCCCCGCAGCGUGUGAAGUGGCAGCAGGUUGGGUUUGAUGUGGUGAAGAGUGGAGGUGUAACGACACAGAGAGAUUUGAAAGGAGAGAUUCUGCAGGUUUUUCUUCAAACCACACUCACAUGCAUACAAACAUGUGUACACACACACACACACACACACACACACACACUCUCCAAACGCAGCAAAGCGUGACUGCUCUUCAUUAAUCAUGGUCUCAGCGCUGACAGCUGGUUGGUACAGUGUGUGUCUGAGAGUCUGUAUGUGCACACACACACACAAUAAGACUUAAUUAGACUUAAUGACACAUUUAACCUAUGGAUGUGCACAGCAGCAUGAAGACACACAAACCCCUGUGCUCAUUAACUUAUCGUAGUUCUUCAGAUCUUUAAACUUUUAAAUCAAAAUGUGGUUUUGCAUUUUCAUUUAAUCAGUUAAUUUAAGAUUUAAAAUCAAAGAAAAAUGAGCCUAUUUUGCAAAAUCGUAUUUUGUAGCUCAUGAAUUAAAGUUAUAGAUUUUGUUUUGCAAAUUUCCUUCAAUUUUCAGAAGUUAAAUCAAGUUUCAGGCUCUUAUACUUUAGUAUUUUUUACUUUAAGUUCAAGUAAGGGUUGUUACUAAACCAGAUUUUCACAUAUGAUUAUCAUAGCAGAUCUUACCUGCAAAAAAAUUUGAUUUUUCAUGCUUUUAUUUUGAAAAAUGUUACUUCUAGUCGAGUUACUGAGUUAAAAUGGUUAAAAAGAUGGUUAGAAAGCAUAAAUGUUACGUUGAUUAAUAACCUUUAAGACACUCAAGCUUUAACAUUAUUAAUUAAUCUCUUAAAUGUCCGAUUUUAAAAGUUCCUAAUCAUCUCUAAUGAUGCUAAAGCUAGCUCACUUCCUGUUGCAAACACCUCAUAUAACCCAUCUUUAAUAUAUAAUAAAUAAUAACAAUAACGAUCAUUUCAAGGUCUUUCCUCUAAAAAUACAUGCACUUUUAUUGCCUUUGCACACUGCUUUAGAAUAUCAAAACCUUGAAAGUAUGAAUGUGGAGAGUCCGAAUAGAUCCUGAAGUGUUUGCUGCAAACUUAACUGUAUUUGAAAGUCAAUUUUUAGGGCUUUUAAGGAGAAUUAAGAAAAACACUUCUCUAUGUAUUGAAAGUUCUUUGAGAAAUAUAACUUUGAAGUAUUAGUUGUACUGAUUUUAAGCACAUUAAAUAUAAUUAUAUGUAUAAGUAAGUGGGAUUCUGCAGCUGCCAAAGUUCAAAUCAGUUUUAUUUAAUUAUAAAUAAAGACACACGUUCAGGAGCUGGAUGAGAAAUGUUGCAUUUAUGUGAUAUAAGAUGUUAUAAUCCACCAAUAGUCACCAAACCAGGUGACCAUGAAUCUAUAAAGUUUGACCUUUUGGUCCAAGACGACUCUUACACAACGCUCCACUUCAAAGCUCCUUCCAGCUUUUGUCUCACCGCCCCGUGUGUGUGUGCGUGUCUUGGUGCAGGUGGUCGGCGUCUGCAGCAGGGAGUACAUCCCCAAAGGAACUCGCUUCGGUCCCCUGGUGGGCGAGAUCUACACGGCCGACAGCGUCCCCAAAGACGCCAACCGCAAGUACUUCUGGAGGGUGAGUACACAAACACGCUCUCGCACGGCAGCGCGCACGCACUUCCUCAGAAGCCGGAGGGACCCCUUCCUGUGACGCCACACACUUUUAAAGUCAGUCAGUGGAACAGGAAACCGAACGGGCUGGAUGUAUUUUUUUACAUAUGUGUGUGUGUGUGUGUGUGUGUGUGUGUGUGAGCGAGCGAGCGAGAGAGAGCGAGAUAGAGAGAGGGGGAUGUGAUGUCAUCCCCGCACAAAUAACAUGUCGCUCUGUGGUUCCUGUAACACACACACACAAAAACCAUUCUGCAGAACACACACCAUCACUACCAGUAACUAACAGCGAGAGUGCACUCACACACACACACACACACACACACACACACACACACACACACACACACACACACACACACACACACACGCUCACAAUCCACCUACUUCACCAACGCCUCCACCCAGGAGAGUGUGUGUGUGUGUGAGAGAGAAAAAGUCGACCACAAGAUGACUGUCAAGUCAGAAAGGUGUUCUCAAGCGUAUCUCUCUCACUUUCACACACACACACACACACACACACACACACACACACUCAGGUUAGAGAUUGAAAGAGAGAGAGAGAGAAAUGAGUCUGCUCUUUUUCUUCCUCACUAAAAAAGAGGACCUCCUCCUCUUCGUCAGUUGUUGAGAUGAAGGUGAAGAUGAAGUGAGAGCGGGGACACGAUGAGGGAUGAAAAGAUGGAGGGAUGACGGAGGAAUAGACAGAGACGUUUUAGUUUGAGUCGUUUUUAUCUGAACUGGUUUUGCUGGUUUCCACUCUGAUCGCUGUCACUCAGUUUCUUUUUGACUUUAAAUUUGGUGAGUUUCUCGUAAUUUUCCUUUCUUUAUCAUCGGGUGACUUUAAGUUGGUAAAAAUAUUUAAAAACAGCUCAUGAGCAACUUUUUAAAAAGCAUUUUUAACCAGUAACUCAAUUAUUUCUCUUCAAAUCUGUCUCAUUUUUACCUGCUGUCUUCUGAGCUGUUUUCACUUCUUUACAGUUUUUGUCUUCGGUUCAGUCACCGAGUUUAUGAAGUUAUUGUCUGUAUGAGUUUGCAGCUGAUUCACUUUGUAAUCUCAGUUUUCAGCUCUUUUACAUGGAGAACAUUAAAGCUCCAGUGAGGAGUUUUUAGCUGGUUGUUGAACAUAGGGAAAAAAAUGAGACCAUCAUAAAGAGGAAGGACGUUUUUUUGUGGUUAUUUUUAAAGAGUGGAACUAAAGGUGUGACAAAAACUGACGGGGAUUUCAAAUGUGAUACCAUGACUGUUAAAAGAGAUUAUUCAAGAGACUUGUUAAGACAGGUUUUGUCCACAGGGGGCACCAAAGAUUCCUCACAGGAGCUUUAGGAAAACAGAAAAGAAAGGAUUGAACUAAAACUAACUUUGAAUAACAACUAUUUUGCAUUUUAUUAUUAAAAAACAGUGUUUUAGUUUCAUUAAAGGUAGAGUGUGGAGUAUUUUUUCAUUAUUUAGUAGAACAGACUCGGCAGAAAUGACACAGGUAUCAAAGUGUGCAUGAAUUAGUGAGUAAUCACCUGAAAAUGAAGGAUAUCUUGUCUUAGUUGAGCUAGAAUAAGUUUGUGUUGAUUCUGUCCCUGAGAGAAACUUUGGUUUGUGUUGACUAGGUCUGAUCAAACUGUAAUCAGCUUUAGACUAGGUCUGAUCAAACAUCUCAAAUCCUCAAUCUUUUACUCUCUUUACUUUAGAUCUACGUUGAUGACGAGUUCCACCACUUCGUCGACGGCCUGGAUGAGACUCGCUCUAACUGGAUGCGGUACGUGAACCCGGCUCACUCGGCGGCGGAGCAGAAUCUGGCGGCGUGUCAGAAUGGCAUGGAGAUUUACUUCUACACGGUGAAACCCGUCCCCGCCGGCGCUGAGCUGCUGGUCUGGUACUGCCACGACUUCGCCGGACGACUGAACUACCCGCCUUCAGGAGAGCUGAUGAUGCAGAAACUCAGUAAGUUUGAGGUUUUUAUAAAUUCAGAGGAAGAAACGUGACGGUCGGGAAAUAGAUUUGAAGUUUGACCGCGUUAGGAUCAUCGUGUGUGUUUGUGUGUGUGUGUGUGUGUGUGUGUGUGUCUAAAGUGUGUCCUGUCGCCGCUCUUAAACCCUGACAGUGUCUCUGAGUGUAGCCGUGUCUCCUUCCUCUCUGAACGUUAGCCUGUCAUUAUCUCACACACACACACACAAAAACACACAAAAACACAAGAGUACAAGACCGACAACCUUUCAUCUCUGUCAGUGCCAUCGCUGUAUUUGUCUGUGUGUGUGUGUGUGUGUGUGUGUGUGUGUCAGUGACAGUGUAAUUACACAGACAGUGGGGGAUAUGGCCCCUAAUGCCACAGUCUUACACUCUUAAAGACCCGCUUUUAACAUGAAAGCUAACACACAAACACACACAACUCUGCUCAACCUCAAUAAAAGGAGCAGAGACAGUGUGUGUGUGUGUGUGUGUGUGUGUGUGUGUGUGUGUGUGUGUGUGUGUGUGUGUGUUGUCUGCGACCUUUUUAUGAGGAAACAGUUACGAGUCCUGAGAGAAAAUCAAAACUUUUUUAGGUCGAAUCUUGAAAACCAUCGCUGAGAGAAAACUUGAUUUUCUGUUUCGUAUUUUCGGUCAUGCAAACACGUCCUCCACGCUGAUCAAAGAGAGAGAGAGAAACAAAGAGUGAAAGAGAGAGAGAGAGAGAGAGAGAGAGUGGGAGCCGAGGGGUUUCCAGGUGUGUCUCCAGGCUAAUAGCAGUGUUAAGGUGGCAGAGGAACCAGCAGACCCAGCCUGGGCGACUCCACUGCCCAGGGAAAAAUGCGCAUGACCUGGGGGACAGAGGCAGGAGGGACCCACAGCCCCCUCCUCUGAAGCCUGAGUGUGUGUGUAUACAGUAUAUGUGUGUGUUGUCUUUAAUUAGCUUCCUCUGUCAUUUAGCCCUACAGGCUGCUGUUGACCUGCCAGUGACAUUUACCUGCUGCAGAAAGACUCACCUGUGCAGGGCUGCAUGUGCAAAUGCAGGGUUACAAAGCGGCACAUUUAAAGCUAAUAAACAGACUUAAAUUUAGUUAAAUAAAUACUUUAAAAACAGACAUUAAAUUAGAGUAAUGCUCUUAAUUCAGAAUAUAUCUUUAAGCUGCAUAAAGUGGGACUAGUUUUAGGUGUUUUAUAUACUGGUAGAUACCCUAACCAUGAAUUUAAACCCUUCAAGUUAAAGUUACUCGAGCUUUCGAAGUAUUAAAAAGAUCAAAACUGAGUAAACCUCCUUUUCUACAUCCCACUCCUGCUCUGAGACGAGCUUCGGCUCAUUUUUCAGCUUUGUAUAUUACGUACUCGCUCCCAGGAUGAGUAAACCUUUUUUGACUGUUGGCGUGGCGCCACUGGAGACUUGGCUCAGUCUGAAAUAAUCUCAUCUGCUGAGUAAAACCGAGAAGAAACCACAACCUGUCUGACUGAAGUAACGUUAAACUGAAACCAAGCUACGAGGGCAACAAAAGGUAAAGGUGGAGGCCGCUCGAGUGAUGAAUCCUGAGAAAGAGACCAAGAAGUGAUUUAUUCAGCGGAGCUUUCAGGCUUUGAUCUGCGUUUCAUCUUCUCUCAUCUGAGCUUUGAGAGAAAGAGUCGUGUCGAUCAGUCGAAUCAGACGUAUCUGGAUGGAUCUGCGUCAAAGUUAGGAAGAAGAUUCACCACGAUCUUCUCCACGAACAUGUGUGCUCUUAUCGCUGUCAUGUUUUCUCUCUUUCCAGCGCAGUCAUAGCAAAACCAGACGUGUGAGUGUGUUGACAUCGCAGUCUCACUCCUCCCUCACUUUCUCCUCUCUCUCUCUCUCUCUUCUUUUUUUUUUGCCGCCACCGUUUAGCAUUCUCCGAGUGUUAGCGCUCGGGAGCACCUGUGCUCUCUCUCUCUCUCACUGCACACGCUCACACGACACGCCGUGGCUUUUCAUCUCAGACACAUGUGCGUGCUCGAGAGCGUGUCGCCCAUUUGCUCUGAUAUAUUCGCCACUUGAAAGAGCAGAGAGAAAGCAGGGGAGGAGGGAGUGGCAGAGGUUGGAGGAGUCACACCUCCCACCCCCCGUCUGUUGACUACUUGAACUUCCUGGCAGAAGGGCCGUGUUGACAGAUUGAUAUCUCCAAGAUGGCCGCCCUGUUUGUUUUCUGGAAAAAAGGGGGAGGAGGAGGAAGGCUGGCUGAUAACCUCAAUGUUUACACUCUGCCGCUAUACUACUGAUGCAAGGGUCACUGUGUGUGUGUGUGUGUGUGUGUGUGUGUGAGUUGAACAAUUUCAUCAGUGCUGGCGCUCCGGAUUAACUCUGACAGGCACCAUCUCUCACACACACACACUCCCCUCUGGGCGACCUCGUGGUAAAACGUUGACUGGGCAGUAAAUGAGCUCCUCCAUAAUAGACAGCAGCUUUUUAAGGGGCCGCUCUGCAGCAGCUUUUUAAGGGGCCGCUCUGCAGCCGCUUAACAGCCGAGAUGUCCCGCCAACCGGCUACCCGGGGCUUUUAGAGCGUGUGCAUGCGAGCUCUCCUCCUAAUCCGCUCUUUCAUCAUGCUAAAGUCCACAGAAGGUGCGAGUGACUGAGGAGGAAGCUCUUUAGCGUGACCUCUGACCUGGGAACAAUAGCAAACGGUUAGAAAAAUCAGCGGAGAAGGAGUUUGAUCAAAAGUGUGUGUCCGCUGAAAGUGGAAGAGUCAACAACUCAGACAGAGGCCUUUGUCCGCAGGCGCCCCCGUCUGUCCGUGUGUGUGUGUGUGUGUUGUGUGUGUGUGUGUGUGUGUGUGUGUUUGUCACUCGGGGGGAGGGCAGGUGGAGGCCAAGCGUCUUCGGCGGGUUUCUCCAGCAGGAAACCUUCCAUCAGCCCUGCCACCAUUUUGAUUUUAUCUUGAUUUUAUAGACACACAAUGCCCAAAGGCAGCUGUCACGCCUCACUUCCAGUCCUCUGCCCCCCCCCCCCCACCGCUCGUUCAUCAAGUCUGUCACCUUAAUUGGUCCACUGAGUUACUUAUGGUUUUCCUUAACCCCCCUGUGACACACACACACACACACACACUCUGGUUAUCUCUGCAGACUUUUGAGUGUUUUGUUCAUCAGGAAUCCGUUAGAGAAGCAUCUUUUUUUAAGGUGUUCAUACAAAAAAGCUUUUAAUAUCAGUCAAUAGUUAUUAGUUAUUGAUGACAUAUAGGUAUAUCCCGGUAUCGCUGUGUUCUCUUAUGUCUGCGUAGUCAACAUUCUGACAUUUUUGGACUAUGUCACUUUAUCCUAGUUGUAGAAGUCCUGCAAACAUUGUGUUUGCUGGUGGUCUGUUGGCAUCUACAGUAGCACUGACUGACCUGUUUGAUCUCCUCUUGUCAUUUCAGAGCAGUCCCUCUUGGAGGUCAAGCAGCAGCAGGUGACCAGUGAGGAGCGUUCAGUCCAAGCCUCCAGCCCAACUUCAGUUGCAGCGACACCCAACCCACCAAAGAGAGAGCACAGCGUCCUCUCCAUCCUGCGGGGCACCUCCUCUUCCCCGUCCACAAAGAGGGAGCCCAGUCGACCGCUCCCAACACGGCCCAGGUGUGCCGACAGCCCUGAGCGCCCCCUGUACCCUCGUGCCCUCUACCCAGCUCUGAGGCCCCAUCCUCACAUCCCUGAAGACUUCCUCGGCCACAAGCCUGGUCAGAUCGGGUACCCGGCUACUCGUUCCCCUGGCAACCAGUCUUCAGCAACACCCAGUCCAUCAGCAAGGAGCAGCCCAGAGAGCAGCCCUCAUGGGAGCCCCUCUGGUCCAUCUCCAGCGUCUUUUUACCCUCCAAGACUGGGUUCUUACCCCGGAUACUCUCCACCAUCCGCCCCGCUCUCCUCCACCUUCUACCCUCCAGGGGCCCCCUACUCACGCUACCUCCUGCCCCAUCACUACCCUCUGCCAGGUGGUGGUGUCCCCACCGUUGGGGGGAUCUUUCCCAGGAUGUACCCUCUCUACAGCAGCCUUCUGCCCCCUCAUGUGCCCCUCCUGCCCUCUGACACAGCAGGGAGGCCCUUCCUGUUACCAGACCAAGUCCACCCUUCCUCCAUCUCCUCCCACAGAGACUUCCUCCUCCCUGGGCCCACCAGUGCCUUCUCAGCUGCCACGUCUCUGAAGGACAAAGCAGGGCCUCAUCACCCUUACCCAGGACACCCCCAUCAUCACGGACCUUCCCAUGCGCCCUCCAGCGGCUCCCCGACUGCAGGCACAGCACCCCCCAAUGAGCGAGUGCCGACCAAGCCUACCUCAGCCCUGAUGGGUGACGCUAACGACGAGGAGGCCAUCAACCUGAGCAAAGCAAAGCGCGGCAUUGGCUCAGCCGGCUACAAGGCACUGCCGUACCCGCUGAAGAAGCAGAACGGCAAGAUCAAGUACGAGUGCAACAUAUGCAGCAAGACCUUUGGACAGCUGUCCAACCUGAAGGUGAGGCUCAGGCGUGAAGGAAAUAUGACGCAGAGGAAGUUACCCGAUAUCAGAAUGUAGCUGGUGUCUAAACGGUUUUCUCUCUCUGCUCAGGUUCAUCUUCGUGUGCACAGUGGAGAAAGGCCUUUCAAGUGUCAGACCUGCAACAAAGGCUUCACCCAGCUGGCUCACCUGCAGAAGCACUUCCUGGUUCACACAGGAGAGAAGCCACAUGAAUGCCAGGUGAGAAACAAACUUCAAAUCCUUGAUGACUGAGUUUAGACCAAACGUAAAUUGAGUGUCUACAGUUUGCUGACACGUCUUCUCUCUGCUCUAACAGGUUUGUCACAAGCGCUUCAGCAGCACCAGCAACCUGAAAACUCACCUGCGCCUCCACUCGGGAGAGAAACCCUAUCACUGCAAACUCUGCCCGGCGAAGUUCACCCAAUAUGUCCACCUUAAGCUGCACAAGCGCCUGCACUCCCGUGAGCGUCCUCACAAAUGCCCCCACUGUCACCGCCACUACAUCCACCUGUGCAGCCUGCGUCUCCACCUGAAGGGCUACUGCCUGGCCGCUAGCUCUGGAUCUGGCAGCCCGGCAGUUUCCAGUCAGGCUGCCCUGGAGGAGGUGCAGCGCGCCAACGAGGAGAUUGAGCGCUUUGACAUCAGCGAGCAUGCCGAGCGCUUGGAGCAGCUCCAAGGAGGGGUCGAGGUGGAGGCCAUGCUGGAGAAGCAGAUCUUGGGGAUGCUGUGGAGGGAGUCUGAUAUGAAGUCUUCCAACUUUCACCCCCACCACAAGACAGGCCCGACUGAGCUUCUGUCCUCAGGUUACGGGGUGUACGAGUCCCCAAAUGAGACGUCAGUCAUCAAGAUGCGACGCAGCAGCCCUGUUCAUCCACUUCCUGCCAACGUCACCAUCAAGCAGGAGUCCGAGGAUCAUGCUUAA